Molecule: messenger RNA, 586 nt
Organism: Pieris napi
Lineage: Eukaryota; Metazoa; Arthropoda; Insecta; Lepidoptera; Pieridae
Product: ejaculatory bulb-specific protein 3-like
Exons: 2
Coding region: 1-363 (120 amino acids)
Source: RefSeq, a predicted model, not a curated record
AUGAAGCUCCUACUGCUAUCUAUCUUCCUGGUGACUCUGGCCUCGGCCCAGCAGUACACGACCAAAUAUGACAACAUCAACCUGGACGAGAUUCUGUCCAACAAGAAAGUCCUUAAUGGGUACUUGAACUGUGUUUUGGAUAAGGGAAGGUGUUCUGUUGAUGGAAAGGAACUAAAAUCUCAUAUAGCAGACGCCCUUCGCACCGGGUGCAAGAAAUGUACCGAGCCCCAAAAGCGAGGUACAACAAAGGUUAUCAGGCAUCUCAUCAAGUACGAAAAGGAAGCCUGGGUCAGCCUUCAGAAGAAAUACGACCCUGCCGGCACUUACGCUAAGAAAUAUGAGAGAGAACUCAAAGGAAUAUAGACCGUAUUAUAAAGGACUAGAAAAUCUCGUUUAAAUUGUCUAUAAAUCUUAAAACUUGGAUAGUUUGAAAUAUUUAUAGAUGUAAUAUAGAUUAUACGCAUUUCCGAAUCCGCAUAUAUAGAACUUAUACUGCAGUAAAAAACAAUCAAGAUUUAUAUUAUUGACUGAAAUUUUAAAAAUAUGCAUCACUAGACACAGUAUUUACAAUAAUAUUAACCUACAU